GCAGCAUGACCUAUACAGCUCUGAGUCCCAGAAUCGCCGUCGAAGCAGAAGAGACACGCCCCUUUCAAUCCGUUUGCUGCUUCGCCCCCUCUUUCUGGUGCCGACGCUAUCCCUUGUCCGGCUAGAAAAACCGUCAUUCUCCUCGUUCAUUUUGUCUUCCUGUUUACCGAUCUACUGGGAAUUUGUAAUCAUCUGCCGGUUUCAUCUUUUUUGAAAUUCUGUGCAGGCUAACGGUUUCUUUCCGUGUAUUUUCUUCCAAUCUUGGGAAACCUCUUCAACAUCUCAUGAUUUGGGCUUUUUUUGUCUUAUUUUAUGUGAUGUCUUUGAAUAUUACGCCAAUCUACAAUUUAUGUUGUUCGUUAGAAAGUGAGGCAUAAAUCCUGACUUCCAACUGUUUGAAUAUGCGGGUUACUGGUGGGUCUGAUUGAGGGAGUUGAAUUGAACAACAAGUAUUGAAGGUUUUCAUCAUUGAUUUGGUUUUGGUCGCCUAUUUUUGGUUUUUUCUUACUAGAUUCUUCAUUCUGUUCAAACUUGGUUUUAUGGCUGAUCGAAGUUCGGCGGUUGCCAAGCCAGUUUGGAUGAAGCAAGCAGAGGAGGCGAAGCUGAAGAGUGAAGCUGAGAAGGCUGCGGCAGCAAAAGCUGCUUUUGAAGCCACGUUCAAAGGGGUUGAUAAGAAUCGCGAAAGGGAUACUGUUCCAUCGGACAGUGAAUCCGAGGAAUCGGAGGACUUGGCUAAUAAGCCAAUUGGUCCCGUGGAUCCUGCAAAGUGCACGGCAGCCGGUACAGGGAUUGCGGGGGGGACAGCUUGUGCUCCAUCGUCAUUUAUGGUGGUGACCAAGGACGCUGAUGGGAGGAAAAUUUCCGCGGGGGGUGCCCAGGUCAAGGUCAAGGUCUCCCCGGGAUUGGGUGUUGGAGGAUCGGAACAAGAGGGGAUUGUCAAGGAUAUGGGUGAUGGAACGUAUACAGUUACUUAUGUUGUGCCCAAACGAGGGAACUAUAUGGUCAGUGUUGAGUGUAAUGGCAAGCCAAUUUUGGGUAGUCCAUUCCCUGUGUUUUUCAGUGCAGGUAAUAAUAAUGGGGGACUUCUGGGUUUAGCUCCUGCAUCCAAUUUUCCCAAUCUGGUCAACCAAACCAUGCCCAACAUGCCAAAUUACUCUGGAUCUGUUUCAGGUGCAUUUCCAGGGUUAUUAGGAAUGAUUCCGGGUGUUGUUGCUGGGGCUUCUGGAGGAGCUAUUUUGCCUGGAAUAGGGGCAUCACUGGGGGAAGUUUGUCGAGAAUAUCUCAAUGGACAAUGUGCAAAAAUUGAUUGUAAAUUGAAUCAUCCCCCUCAUAAUUUGCUCAUGACUGCCUUAGCUGCAACAACCUCCAUGGGAACACUCAGCCAAGCGCCUAUGGCACCUUCUGCUGCUGCAAUGGCUGCUGCUCAGGCCAUAGUUGCCGCUCAAGCCCUCCAAGCCCAUGCAGCUCAGGUUCAAGCUCAGUCAGUAAAAGAUUCUGCUGGCUCACCUGACAAGGCUGGAAAGGCUGAAACAUUAAAGAAAACUCUUCAAGUUAGCAAUCUUAGUCCGCUUCUUACAGUGGAUCAGCUGAAACAACUCUUUGGCUUCUGUGGUACUGUUGUAGAAUGUACAAUCACUGAUUCGAAGCAUUUUGCCUAUAUAGAAUAUUCAAAACCUGAAGAAGCAACUGCAGCUCUGGCAUUGAAUAACAUAGAUGUUGGGGGGCGCCCUUUGAAUGUUGAGAUGGCAAAAGCACUUCCUCAGAAGCCAUCUCUAUCGAAUUCUUCACUGUCCUCAUCUUCUCUUCCUUUGAUGAUGCAGCAAGCUGUUGCUAUGCAACAGAUGCAGUUCCAGCAAGCAUUGCUCAUGCAACAAACUAUAACCGCACAGCAAGCUGCUAACCGAGCUGCAACUAUGAAAUCUGCCACAGAGUUAGCAGCAGCCCGGGCUGCAGAAAUAAGCAAGAAAUUGAAAGCUGAUGGGCAUGAGACUGAAGAGAAAGAUACAGACAAGAAAUCUAGGUCACCUUCCUCUUCUCGUGGUAGAUCCCGAUCAAAGUCUAGAUCUCCUGUCAAUCAUCAAAGAAGGAGGAAAUCUCGUUCUUACUCACCCCGCUAUUCAAAGGAUCAUAGGUCUAGGUCACCAUUGAGAUCUCGUCAUUAUUCAGUUUAUGAAAGGGAACGGAGGUUUUACAGAGACAAAUGGGAAAACAGUGAUAGGUAUAGAAGGCGGGAUUCAGAUAGAUCACAUGAUCAUCAUUCAUCUAUUUCGAGAAGAAAUAGGAGCAGGAGCGUGAGUCCUCGUACAAGGAAAUCCUAUCAAGUUGAUUCUGUUUCUCCUAAACGCAGAGAAAGUUCACCACAUAGGGGAAGGAAGUCAUCACGUGCUAGUUCUGGCUCUCCACGUCAUCACAGAGGAAGUAGGUCAUCUCCAAGGAAGUCAUCACGUGGUAGUUCUGGCUCUCCAAGUCAUCACAAAGGAAGUAAGUCAUCUCAAGUUGAUGAUGAGAGCAAACUAAGAAUGAGAAGACGCUCCAGGUCAAGGUCUACUGAGGAUAAGCAUCGCUAUAGUGAUAAAACAGAUGGAAAAUCUAAGCAUAGAGAGAGGAGGCAAUCAGUGGAAGCAGAGCCUCAUAGAAGAAGCCGGCCAUUCCCCAGAAAGGGGGAUGAAAUUAGAUCCAGGUGCAAAAGGCGGUCCCAGUCAAAAUCUUUGGACAGUGAUUACCAUUCUCCUGAGAAGGUGGAUGAACGCAGAAAUAGAAAAUCAAGGCACCAUGGAAAAAGGCGCUCUAGAUCGAGAUCCAUGGAAAAUGAGAGUCCAACUGAUGAAAGAGAGAAUGAGAGCAGAAAACAUCGUGAUAAUAUAAAGUCUAGGUCAAAAUCUGUUGAAAGAAAACAACACUAUAAAGAUAGAUCAGGUGAAAUCAAAGAUAAGAAAUCAAAGCAUCGAGAUAGAAGGCGUUCAAGGUCAAUAUCAGUAGAUCGUAAGCAUGAAAAAGGAGGCUCAUCCCAUGGAAAUUUUGAUGAGGGCAGUUCUGAACACACAAAAUACUACAAAUCAAAUUCACCUGAGGGAUUGCAUUGCUCCGAGGGAACAGGAGAUGAAAAUUUGGAGCAGCCAGCAGAAUCUCUGUCUAAAUCAGUCUCAGAAAAUUUUCAGCAAUGCGAUGGGAGUCAGUUAUCCCCAGGGAGUCUCAAGGAGUAUGAAUUGAAAGACACUAACCUAUCUGGUUGUGGAUCUGGGGAAGGUAAGCAUCAUUUGAGUGAUCAGGAGAAUGAACAUAGUGAUGAAAAUUCAAAACUUCAUGGAGAUAUCAUGCAGGAAGUGAUUAUAGACGUGAAGAAUUCAACAAACAUGAGUGAUGAUCAGAUGCUGGUUUCAUCAAAUCAAAGCUGCAGCUUAACAGUGCCAACUGAAAAUGCGGGAGCAGAAAAUAACCUAGGGGAUCUAAGUGGAAAGGGAAUGGGAACUGAAUAACAUUAUGAAUACUAAGCUUUGCGCACCAGUUACUUUUUGUGGCUUUCAGGAGUGGGGCCUCUAAAUGUUUUUGAAGAUUCAACUUAGGUUUUGACAAGGAAUAACCAUGACAAACUAUCUGUAUUAUUGUAUUUGUGAUUCAGAAGUACUGGGAGAUAAAAGUAAUUUAGUUUCUAUUGAGGAGGAGAGCUGUGUCAACCUUGGUGGCUAUGAUUUCUGAUCGACAGAGUAUAAUUCUUGAUAGAGCGUGGCAUGGAUUAUGAUUGUCUAUGGAUGAGGAUUUCUGCAUGCAGCAAUAGUCAUGGCUGCUGAUGAUCCUGCAUUUUAAUUUAGGGAGCUCAAGUAUCAUGAAUAAGUUUUUUCCAGGGAUCGAACUGUUACUUCUUGGGACAAGCUCAUAUCACAUGGGAAAUGCUUCCACUGUUUGCUUUGGCCCUGGGAAUAUUAUUUGCUGGUUUUUAUGGAUGUCUUUGUCUAUUUCUUUUUUGCAGGUGGUUUUGGGACAGAUCAGGGAUAAAAUUCCUUAACCAGUUGAUCUGGUUUAAGGUUUCAAGAAGUGUCCCACUUUUGCAAUGUCUGGUGAUCAACCAUGCAGCCUUAUAGCAUGCUUGUUUUACUGCUUGGUUGAUGCAUGUUUGAAUGUUACUUUAUUAAAUAUACUUGUCUCGUUUUUAUUUAAUGUAAGUUCAUAUUACAAUGUUAGGAUCUUGACAUGUAUUUAUUGAUUUUAGAAUGUGAUGAAAUCUGAAAUUUUCUAGCUGAUGCUGUUCAGUAACUAUAUUAGAGAGCAAGAAAACCCUUUUAACUAGUAAUUCUCGUUUGACUUACCCAAAGCUUUGUGGGCCGAUAUUGGCUUAUUGCUAUAAUGUGUAAAGGUGAACCUUGUACAUACGCUACCUUGUCCACUUUAUUGUUGGUCUUGGUAGUCUAGUUCUAGAUUAUAUGCCCUUUUGGGAAUUUACUUGUUAUAUGAUGCAAGAGUCCUUUAAUAUUGGCAACCAUAGGAUCCCUUUCAUUUACUCCAAACAAAUGCAGGUCAUAUUCAAGUGAAUUCAGUUGGAGCCUUUUGAGAUACAGUUUGGCUGGGUUGAUUUUCUCUUGUGUAAAUGAAGAAAUUGUCAUAAUAGGUAAAGCUAUCAUACAAGGUCAAGUGAAACCAGAUGUUGCUGCAAUGAGUUACAUCAUGUUGCAUGUGAGCAAAUUGGCUGUUACACAUUACUUAAGUAAAUGGUGAAAUGGGAAUGUUGAUUUUGACAGGGUAGAGGAAGAAGUUGACGGUCAAGUGGAACACGGUUGGAGCUUGGAAGACUGUCAUGAACAUGAGUAGUCAAGCACAACUGUGAGUCUAAAAGUGCGAUGACGUCGAUGAGAAACAAAGGCGUGCGAUUAGAUUGAGGAAAAUGAUCGAUGGUCAAACUCGAGCAAGAAGAGGUUUAGGGUUCUGAUUUAAUCGGAAGUUUUAGUUUUAGUAUUCAAGAUUUGUGCGUUUCCCUUUUGCAUCUUGGUCUCCUAAUGUUUUAAAAAAGAGAGGUAAAAAUGAUGUCAUUUUGUGAUAUUAGGGGAGGGAAGAGAGAACUAGUUCUAUUCAGUUCACCUUCAGUUUAAGCAGUUCACUAACGGUUCUCUUUCCCACUC
Messenger RNA from Prosopis cineraria, 5111 nucleotides. RefSeq lists its product as uncharacterized. Bases 540 to 3476 code for a protein of 978 amino acids. The transcript has 8 exons. Gene Ontology annotation, molecular function: RNA binding; protein binding. Lineage: Eukaryota; Viridiplantae; Streptophyta; Magnoliopsida; Fabales; Fabaceae. The record is from RefSeq and is a predicted model, not a curated record.